Jaculus jaculus (lesser Egyptian jerboa) is the source of this 2713-nucleotide messenger RNA. It is a transcript of the gene Ghdc, whose product is annotated as GH3 domain containing. The transcript is spliced from 9 exons. The coding region runs from base 108 to 1691 and encodes 527 amino acids. NCBI's taxonomy places the organism in Eukaryota, Metazoa, Chordata, Mammalia, Rodentia, Dipodidae. Gene Ontology annotation, cellular component: cytoplasm. The record is from RefSeq and is a predicted model, not a curated record. Gene Ontology annotation, molecular function: acid-amino acid ligase activity.
ACCGGAUGUAUACAGAGACCAGAGGCACUGAGGGCCACUGAAGGACACUGAGGGUCCCGAAGUGCUGGAAGUAGGCAGAAGUGGGCUGUAACAGGAGCUGCGUGGACAUGCUGCUGUGUCUGCUGCUGCUCCUGCUGCUGCUCCCCCUGGCCAUGCUCUGGCAGCAAAGGUCCAAGGAUUCCCGGCUGUCCUGGCUGACUAACCUCCGGCACCAGAUGGCCUGGGUGGGGCUGGGCUGGGCAGCAGCUUGGCAGCAGAGGAGACUAGAACAGAGCACCCUACACGCUGGUCAGAGCCAGCAGCGGGCCCUUGUGUGGUGUCUGCAAGGCCAGGGUCUCCGCUGUCCUCCUGGGGGGAACACAGAUGUGAAUACCUUCCGGAAUCAUCUCCCACUGACUAAAGCUAAUCCAGACCAGGAGGAAGAAAGUAAGGGGCAAUUCCUGGCCCCUGCCUCACUCCAGUACCAUGGGGAGGCUUCUCUACAGGCCACCCUGCUGGGUCUGGUAGCCUUAAACAAGGCCUACCCUGAGGUGCUGGCUCCAGGAGGUACUGCUUGCCUGACUCUUACAUCCCCAUGGCCCUAUCCUCUCCCCUGGCUUGGGCAUGCCCUGGGCUGGGUGAGCCCUUCUGGAGCCAAGGACCCUCGGACCCUACUACUGGAGGCACUGAGGUCCUCGGGGCUGAGGGCCCUGGAGGCGGGGACUGCCGUGGAACUCUUGGACAUCUUCAUGGGCCUGGAGGCCCAGGGAAAAGAGCUGGCUGAGGCAGUAGCUGCCGGGAACCCAGGAGCGCCUCUCCCCCAACGGGCAGCUGAGAUACAGGAGGCCCUGGAGCAGGGAGCCCGAGGACUGGCCCUUCGGCUCUGGCCACAGCUGCAGGUGGUGGUGACUCUGGAUGCAGGAGGCCAGGCUGAGGCUGUGGCUGCCCUUGAGGCCUUGUGGUGCCAAGGGCUAGCCUUCUUCUCUCCUGCUUACAUUGCCUUUGGAGGAGUGGUGGGCUUGAACCUGUGGCCAGAGAAGACUCAGAGAUUCUACCUUCUGCCUCCUGGAGCCCCCUUUAUUGAACUGCUCCCAGUCGGGGAAGGAACUCAAGAGGAGGCGGCCUCCACUCUCCUCCUGGUUGAGGCCCAAACAGACAAGGAGUAUGAGCUGGUGCUGACUGACCACACAAGCCUGACCAGGUGCAGACUGGGUGAUGUGGUACAAGUAGUUGGCAUCUACAAUCAAUGUCCCGUUGUCAGAUUCACCUACAGGUUGGGCCAGGCCUUGAGUGUGCGGGGAGAAGUUACUAGUGAGAAAGUGUUCUCAGAGGCCCUGGCCCAGGCAGUGGGGCAGUGGCCAGGGGCCAAACUGUUGGAUCACAGCUGUGUGGAGAGCCACAUUCUGGACUCCUGUGCAGGCGCUGCGCCGCACUAUGAGGUGUUUGUGGACCUGAGAGGGCUGAGGAAUCUGUCGGAGGAGAAUCGAGAGAAGCUUGACCACUGCCUCCAGGAAAUUUCUCCUCACUACAAGUCCCUGCGCUUCCGAGGCAGCGUGGGCUCUGCUAGAGUCCAUCUGGUAAGGCCGGGGGCCUUCAGAGUGCUCCGGGAGGCCCUGGCGGCCAGCCCUUCGUCCUCCUUUCCUCCCGAGAUGCCCCGGGUCCUCAGGCACAAGCACCUGGCCCAGCUCCUGCAGAGAAGAGCGGUGUCCUAGCCAAGGCUGCUGCUGCCCCUCUGCCCUCUAAGGCCACUUUUACUCCUUCCUCGGGAGCGUCUCUGGACGGUGAGGCCCAGGAACAGAGGUCACCUGACAUGGGUCCAUCAGAGCUACUUAGCCUUGGGGAAAAGUUGGACUCAUUGGCCAGUUCUGAGGUGCAGGAUUGGGCCCACCUUGGAGAACACCACUGGGAAGUUCAGACAUACCCCCAGUGCUUCCCGCAUCUCAGCCUGAUGGGACUCCCUGGCCCCACUCAUGUGCUUGACCAGGGUACCGCAUGAGCUGAAAGUGGUAUGAGCUAAUGCCUCCGGAAAGUCAUCUCAGUCCCUAAGGAGCAGGAAUAAGUGAGAAAAGACCUCAGUGUCAUUGUCUCCGUGUGGGACAGGUAUUAUCAAUGACUUCCUGAGGGCUCCAAGUAGCUGUAACCCACUCUCUGAUGUUCUUUUUAGCCCUCCCCUCCUCUUCCCUUCCCUCACUUGCCCACUCCCUUACUCUGUCUCUGGGAUCAACUCCUAAGUAAACCUCUUGUAACCAGAUUCUGGACUUGGUCUGCUUCGGGGAAGCCAUGUGGAGUCUCAUGCACACUGCGCCUCUUGUAGCCUGGCCUCUCUUCUCUGGUCCCUCCAUUCUUCCACCCUGAGCUCCAGAGCUUCUCCUCGACCCUUCAUUCUGGCUGUGUCAGCUCGCAGGAUUGUAUGCCCACAGGAUCCUUCAAAGGCUCCCACCAUGGCCUGGCACAACUCAACAGAUGUUCCCUACCACCCCAUCCCAAGCACAGCUCAAAGAUGGAGGAGCUCUUGCCAUCUUCCCCAACGCUGCCUUAGCACUGGGCUCCUACCUGCCCAGCACCCAAAAAUCACUUCCAUGGUGGGCAUGGGGGAAGCUAGUAUUCACAUUAAAACAGUAUCAAGGGGGCUGGAUGGAUGGCUUAGCGGUUAAGGCGCUUACCUGCAAAGCCAAAGGACCCAGGUUCAGUUCCCAAGGACCCAUGUAAAACCAGAUGCACAAGGAGGCAUACG